AUGAAGCAAGGCUGGGAUCCUUUUCAAAAUGGUAGUACCAGGAAAGGAAUCAUCAGUGAAGUGAGUAGAAGAAGAUCCCAGUCCAGGGGUUUUCAGUGUGGAGUGGAAGAUCAGCGACUUGUUGCUCGAACAAUAUUCAUUGGUCAGCAGCACAUUCCAGAACCAGAAUCAUAUGUCCCAGAAAAAUUUUGUAAUAACCGGAUUGUCUCCUCCAAGUACACAAUUUGGAACUUUCUCCCAAAGAAUCUUUUUGAACAGUUUCGAAGAAUUGCAAAUUUUUAUUUCCUGAUCAUUUUCCUAGUCCAGGUCACGGUAGAUACACCAACCAGCCCAAUCACCAGUGGACUCCCGCUUUUCUUCGUGAUAACUGUCACUGCCAUAAAACAGGGAUAUGAAGACUGGCUUAGACACCGAGCUGACAAAGAAGUAAAUGAAAGCAUUGUCUAUGUUAUUGAAAAGGGAAGACGAAUUAAGAAAGAGAGUGAAGCCAUCGAGGUUGGCGAUAUUGUUGAGGUGCAAGCAGAUGAAACGUUUCCUUGUGAUCUUAUUCUCCUGUCAUCAAGCAAUGAGGAUGGGACCUGCUAUGUUACCACAGCUAGUCUUGAUGGGGAAUCCAAUUGCAAGACGCAAUAUUCUGUCCGUGAUACCAGUUCACUUAACACAGUUCAUUCCUACGGUAAAAUCUCUGCCACCAUUGAGUGUGAACAGCCUCAACCUGACCUAUACAAGUUUAUUGGAAGGAUCAAUAUCUAUCGAAAAAAUGUAGAUCCUGUUGUCAGGUCUUUGGGACCUGAAAAUCUAUUGCUGAAAGGAGCUACUCUAAAAAAUACCAAGAAGAUUUAUGGAGUUGCUGUUUACACAGGAAUGGAAACCAAAAUGGCUUUGAAUUACCAGGGGAAAUCUCAGAAGCGUUCUGCUGUGGAAAAAUCUAUCAAUGGUUUCCUGAUCGUGUACUUGUGCCUUCUCCUGUCCAAAGCUGCUAUUUGUACCACACUGAAGUAUGUGUGGCAGAGUGUCGCUCACAAUGAUGAACCUUGGUAUAAUGAAAAAACCAAGCAUGAUCGAGAAACUAUCAAGGUUCUGAAAGUAUUUACAGACUUCUUGUCAUUUAUGGUCUUGUUCAACUUCAUCAUCCCAGUUUCCAUGUAUGUUACGGUGGAAAUGCAGAAAUUCCUGGGCUCCUUUUUCAUUGCUUGGGAUAAAGACUUUUAUGAUGAAGAAAUAAAAGAAGGUGCCCUGGUCAAUACAUCGGACCUCAAUGAAGAGCUUGGCCAGGUGGAAUAUGUAUUUACUGACAAAACUGGGACACUUACUGAAAAUACAAUGGAAUUCAUUGAAUGUUGCAUAGAUGGGCACCGGUAUAAGCCUGAAACGGUAGAGACGGAGGUGUUCUCUGAAACUGAUGGAAUUGAGUCAGAUUCUUCAAGAGCAGAAAAGAGUCGGGAGCAGCUCUUUCUUCGUGCCCUGUGCCUUUGCCAUACUGUGGAAACACAGAUGAAAGAUGAUAUUGAUGGAAUCUUCGAAGAUACUGAGUUAACGUAUAUCUCCUCAUCCCCUGAUGAAAUUGCUUUGGUAAAGGGGGCUAAAAAGUAUGGGUACACCUAUUUGGGAAUUAAGGAUUACCGCAUGAAAUUGGAAAACCAACAGAAUGAAAUUGAAGAGUAUGAACUUCUCCAUACUUUGCCCUUUGAUUCUGCUCGGAGACGUAUGAGUGUGAUUGUGAGAAAUGCCAGAGGUGACAUAUUUCUCUUCUGUAAGGGAGCAGACUCGACUAUCUUUCCCAGAGUGCAAAGAGGACAGAUAGAACUGACUAAGGUUCAUGUGGAACGCAAUGCGUUGGAUGGAUAUCGAACACUGUGUGUGGCCUACAAAGAAUAUACUCGUGAGGAAUAUCGUAUAAUUAACCAGAAGAUUCUUGAAGCCAAGAUGGCUUUACAAGAUAGAGAAGAAAAGUUGGAAAAGGCUUUUGAUGAAAUCGAGAAUGACAUGAAUUUAAUUGGAGCCACUGCAGUAGAAGACAGGCUUCAGGAUCAAGCUGCCGAGACUAUUGAAGCCCUGCACAAGGCAGGUAUGAAAGUCUGGGUGCUCACUGGGGAUAAGAUGGAGACUGCCAAGUCUACCUGCUAUGCCUGCCGCCUCUUCCAGACCAACACGGAACUCUUGGAGUUGACCAGUCGGACCAUUGGAAACAGUGAGAGAAAGGAAGAUCGUCUGCACGAGUUGCUGGUUGACUAUCAUAAGAAGCUGUUAUUUGAAUUCCCAAAACGUAGAAGCAUCAAAAAAGGGUGGGGAGAGCAUCAAGAAUAUGGAUUGAUUAUCGAUGGUUCGACUUUGUCACUUAUAUUAAAUGCUACCCAAGACUCUCUGUUGACUAAUUACAAAGCUAUCUUUUUGCAAAUUUGUAUCCAUUGCACUGCUGUUCUCUGCUGCCGGAUGGCCCCUCUACAGAAAGCACAGAUUGUCAAAAUGGUGAAGAACAUCAAAGGCAGCCCAAUUACCCUGUCCAUUGGCGAUGGUGCUAAUGAUGUUAGCAUGAUCUUGGAGUCUCAUGUAGGAAUAGGCAUCAAAGGCAAAGAAGGUCGCCAAGCUGCAAGAAACAGUGAUUAUGCCGUCCCCAAGUUUAAACACUUAAGGAAACUGCUGCUAGCCCAUGGGCAUUUGUACUAUGUGAGAAUUGCACACCUGGUGCAGUAUUUCUUCUAUAAGAACCUUUGUUUCAUCCUGCCACAAUUUUUGUACCAGUUCUUCUGUGGAUUCUCCCAACAGCCAUUGUAUGAUGCAGCUUACCUUACAAUGUAUAAUAUCUGCUUCACUUCGUUACCGAUCCUGGCCUACAGCUUGCUGGAACAGCACAUCAGUAUUGAUGUUCUCACCGCUGAUCCCAGAUUGUAUAUGAGAAUUUCCGACAAUGCCAAGCUGAAGUGGGGUCCUUUCUUUUACUGGAUGUUUCUGUCUGCUUUUGAAGGGACUGUAUUUUUCUUCGGCACUUACUUCCUUUAUCAGGCCACAUCCUUGGAAGAAAAUGGAAAGGGUUUUGGGAACUGGACUUUUGGCACUACUGUUUAUACAGUCUUAGUAUUCACUGUAACACUGAAGCUUGCCAUGGAUACUCGGUUCUGGACUUGGAUCAAUCACUUUGUGAUUUGGGGUUCCUUGGUCUUCUAUGUCUUUUUCUCAUUUUUCUGGGGAGGCAUUAUCUGGCCUUUUCUCAGGCAGCAAAGGAUGUAUUUUGUAUUUGCCCACAUGGUAACUUCUGUAUCGACAUGGCUGGCAGUAAUUCUUCUGAUAUUUGUCGGCCUUUUCCCUGAGAUUCUUAUGAUAGUAGUUAAAAAUGUCAGAAGAAGGACUCCCAAGCCUGUCUUGAGCACCAACUUUUCCAGCGAUUUGGGCCUCUCGACUCAAAGCAGUGGCUGGAGUUGUACAAGAAUGUGAAUAGAGUUUGGGGCAUAUGCUGAUAAGUUUAAGAUUCUCUCUGAGGAUCUGCCACAACACUUACCUGAGAUGUUUGGAGUAUCCGGCCAUCCAGUCACAGCUGCAGCCUUCGAGGAUGUCAGUGCCAAUGACCACCUAGUGCCUCUACCGCUGUGUAUUCUCACAGCAAUAAAAAUUCCAGUUAACAGCUUGCUUGUUUGGUGUCCUCUUUGAGGGGUAGCUCUAAGUGGGGUGGGAGUUGGCAUGGGUUCAGAGAGUUACUGUGCGCAUUACAUCCAUCGUCUUCCCCAGGGCCCUCAGAUUCCCUCUCCCCCACUUCACCCCGCUUCAUCCCCACUUGGCAUUGACAGUCUUCAGGGCUUUAGCAGGUCGAUAGCAUCUUUAUAAAGAAGUACAGAGGUAGUUGGGAGGGGGGAGGGAAGAGAGGAGGGAGACAACAAGAAUCAUGUAACCAUGGAAAAAAAAUUUUUAAAAGAAGAAGAAAUUUAAAAAAAGAAAUACAGAGGCAGAGAGGCAGGUUUUCUGGACUAUGAGCAUACUAGUUUUCAUAGAUGUUUUCUCCCAUGGCUAAUGUGUGUGUGUGUGUGUUUGGAGGUGUGAGGGUGGAUUUGGGAGCUGGUGAUAGAGUCCUUCUGAAUGUUGCCCAGAAUUCUUUCCAGGAAUCUGACCUUCCCCUCUCUCAGCACCCCCUCCCCAAGAACAGUGGGUUACUCAUUGCGGCCUCUUUCAGCUCCAAUUUUCCCUUGGCUCCACGCUGCCCAUUCCUCCUUUCUCAUCUCCUUGGGAAAGGGAGGGGGGUUAAAUGUGUCAGUCUUUCCCCAAGUGAAUUGGUGAUGGCAAGUCCUUUGGGUUCAGCAAAACCUAGAAGGAAAGCCUGAGGAAUUUUGGUAGAUCCCCAUCUCACCUAGAAGAGAUAGACUGGAGGGUAGGGGCUACCCACCAAAGACCGCAUGCUUCUGGAACAGGCAUCAG
Molecule: messenger RNA, 4404 nt
Organism: Gracilinanus agilis (Agile Gracile Mouse Opossum)
Lineage: Eukaryota; Metazoa; Chordata; Mammalia; Didelphimorphia; Didelphidae
Gene: ATP11C
Product: ATPase phospholipid transporting 11C
Exons: 29
Coding region: 1-3432 (1143 amino acids)
Biological process (GO): phospholipid translocation
Cellular component (GO): plasma membrane; endoplasmic reticulum; trans-Golgi network
Molecular function (GO): ATP binding; magnesium ion binding; ATP hydrolysis activity
Source: RefSeq, a predicted model, not a curated record